Messenger RNA from Esox lucius (northern pike), 2044 nucleotides. It is a transcript of the gene phactr3a, whose product is annotated as phosphatase and actin regulator 3a. Gene Ontology annotation, biological process: actin cytoskeleton organization. Gene Ontology annotation, molecular function: actin binding. NCBI's taxonomy places the organism in Eukaryota, Metazoa, Chordata, Actinopteri, Esociformes, Esocidae. The coding region runs from base 1 to 1593 and encodes 530 amino acids. The transcript has 12 exons. The record is from RefSeq and is a predicted model, not a curated record.
AUGGUGUUGGAGUCAUGCACAGUCACACAGUGGGUGAUCAGCGAGUACGGGGGGAAUGAGCAUGUUCCUCUGAAGAGCCCCUGUGUUGAAGGUGAGCUACAGAGACAUAGGGCGCUGCGUUCCGGCUGCCUGGUGUCAGGGUUCACACCCCGCCAAUCCGUCGCACACAGCAAGCUCGCCAGCCUGGGGCGCAUCUUUAAACCCUGGAAGUGGAGGAAAAAGAAAAAUGAGAAGCUAAAGCAGAGCUCCACAGAUGUGGCUUUGUCCAGUGGAUGUCUCUCGCCAGACCCCGGCUCCCCCUUGCAGGGAUCUUCAGACAGGACAGGCAUGCUGGGGGGAUUUGGGGGGUCACUCAGCGCCACUCUCACAGUCAGCAGUGUUGAGUAUUUGGGCCCCGAGGAGGAACUGCCCCCCCCAGGAGUUGACUGUAAGCCAGAGGAGGAGAGCAGUCCAAAUACAGUGGAGAAGGAGGGAGAUGAAGAGGGAGAGGAGGAGGAAGAGUCGCAGCUUGGUGCUGAUAUCUCCAACGAGGUGCAGGAAGUUGGAGAAGAGACGGAGGAAAGACAAGAAGAGGAAAUACCUCAGGGAACAACACCACCCGCCGUAGCAGCCAAACCGGUGAUGUCGCCGCUAAGCAGUAGUGAAGACCCAUCCCUAAUGCCCUCUCACAUAGAGACGCCCAGGGCUCCUGAGAACAUGGCCCCCAUGGUGGCCCCGCGUGGGCCUCUAUCCAACCCCUCAGGGUCUCCUCACCUUGCCAACAUUAUGCACCCUCCCAUGCCCCCUAGCUGUAUCAUGGAGGAAUUACAGCGGGCCUUUGCCUCCAAGGCCAACCGUCUGGAAAGUGUGCAUGGGCCUGCCGAGCUGACCUCGCCCCUGUGGCGGCGCUCUGACGGACGGAUAUCUCGCUCCUCCAGCUCAGAGAACCAGUCCGCAGCAGGGGGCGCCAUUGUCAACUGGCUCCACCAGGCAGAGAGAAAGAAGGAGGCUGAGGAGAAUAAGGAGAAUGUGCGGCUGGACCAGUGCUUCUCUGACGCCUCUGGCAUCCCGCACGAUCAGGACGACUGGAACGACUCCGUCAUCUCCGGUACACUACCUCGCAGGCUAAGAAAGGAGCUGUUGGCGGUGAAGCUUCGGAAUCGACCCAGCAAGGAAGAGCUGGAAGACCGGAAUAUCUUUCCUGCACGGACUGAACAGGAACGUCAGGAAAUACGCCAGCAAAUUGAGAUGAAACUUGCCAAGAGACUCAGCCAGAGGCCGAACGUGGAAGAGUUGGAGAGUCGAAAUAUCCUAAAACAGAGAAAUGAUCAAACAGAACAAGAAGAGAGAAGGGAGAUCAAACAGCGGCUGAAUCGAAAGCUCAAUCAGCGGCCCACAGUCGAUGAGCUACGGGACCGCAAGAUUCUCAUCCGUUUCAGUGACUAUGUGGAGGUGGCAAAAGCUCAGGAUUACGACAGAAGAGCAGACAAGCCCUGGACUAGGCUCUCGGCAGCCGACAAGGCGGCUAUCAGAAAAGAGCUAAACGAGUUCAAAAGUACAGAGAUGGAGGUGCACGCCUCGAGCAAGCAUCUCACCAGGUUCCACAGGCCGUGAAUACAAAGGGGAGUUUCUUCUGUGAAGAAAUCAUUCUGAGCAUAGAAUUUUCGGUUGCUGCGUUAGAGGCAGUAGACACCACCGGAUCCUGGAGGCCAUUCUUCACGGCCGGUCCUUUGUCUGCAGGAUGUCCUGGAUUCCUCCAGCACACCCCUGGUCGAUAGGGGUGGAGGUGGACAGACAGUGCUGUUUGGAUGCGUGGCAGCGAAACCCGGAGGUUGUGUCUCCACUGUAGGAGCUGCCUGGAGGCCAGAGACCUCAGACUCUGUCUGUCUGUCAGCCCAUCAGUUAAGAUGGAGCCGAGGGAUGAACAAAUCAACUUCAGUCUGUGUGCGGUUUUUUAUACAGACUGCUCUGAGAAGGUGGCAAAUUCCUACAGGGAAGAUGACGUUGUGCAUGUGACCAGCUUCACUUUUUUCUUUUUUGAAUGUGUCACUUGAAGUGGAAUGGG